This is a messenger RNA of Nyctereutes procyonoides (raccoon dog), 1131 nucleotides long. It is a transcript of the gene PPP1R8, whose product is annotated as protein phosphatase 1 regulatory subunit 8. NCBI's taxonomy places the organism in Eukaryota, Metazoa, Chordata, Mammalia, Carnivora, Canidae. The transcript is spliced from 7 exons. The record is from RefSeq and is a predicted model, not a curated record. Gene Ontology annotation, cellular component: nuclear speck. Bases 61 to 1116 code for a protein of 351 amino acids. Gene Ontology annotation, molecular function: protein binding; mRNA binding; protein serine/threonine phosphatase inhibitor activity.
CUGGGUCUUCCAGUUUCCCGGCGUGCUUAGGGCCCGCCAAAUGGGAGGGGGAGACGCAAGAUGGCGGCAGCCGCGAACUCCGGCUCAAGCCUCCCGCUGUUCGACUGUCCGACCUGGGCAGGUAAACCCCCACCUGGUUUACAUCUGGAUGUAGUCAAAGGAGACAAGCUAAUUGAGAAACUGAUUAUUGAUGAGAAGAAGUAUUACUUAUUUGGGAGAAACCCUGAUUUGUGUGACUUUACCAUUGACCACCAGUCUUGCUCUCGGGUCCACGCUGCCUUGGUCUACCACAAGCAUCUGAAGAGAGUUUUCCUAAUAGAUCUCAACAGUACACACGGCACUUUCUUGGGUCACAUUCGGUUGGAACCUCACAAGCCUCAGCAAAUUCCCAUCGAUUCCACAGUCUCGUUUGGCGCAUCCACAAGGGCCUACACUCUACGUGAGAAGCCUCAGACACUGCCGUCAGCUGUGAAGGGAGAUGAGAAGAUGGGUGGAGAGGAUGAUGAGCUCAAGGGCCUCCUGGGGCUUCCAGAGGAGGAGACCGAGCUUGAUAACCUGACAGAGUUCAACACUGCCCACAACAAGCGGAUUUCCACCCUGACCAUUGAGGAGGGGAAUCUCGACAUUCAGAGACCAAAGAGGAAGAGGAAGAACUCGCGGGUGACUUUCAGUGAGGAUGAUGAGAUCAUCAACCCAGAGGAUGUGGAUCCCUCAGUCGGUCGCUUCCGGAACAUGGUGCAGACUGCUGUGGUCCCCGUCAAGAAGAAGCGGGUGGAAGGCCCUGGCUCCCUGGGCCUGGAGGAAUCGGGGAGCAGGCGCAUGCAGAACUUUGCAUUCAGUGGAGGACUCUACGGGGGCCUGCCCCCCACACACAGUGAAGCUGGCUCCCAGCCGCAUGGUAUCCACGGGACAGCACUCAUCGGUGGCUUGCCCAUGCCAUACCCGAACCUCGCCCCUGACGUGGACUUGACUCCCGUCGUGCCGUCAGCAGUGAACAUGAACCCUGCACCAAACCCUGCAGUCUAUAACCCCGAAGCCGUCAACGAACCCAAGAAGAAAAAAUAUGCAAAAGAGGCUUGGCCGGGCAAGAAGCCCACACCUUCCUUACUGAUUUGAUAUUUUUGGUCAUGG